Molecule: messenger RNA, 2443 nt
Organism: Carya illinoinensis
Lineage: Eukaryota; Viridiplantae; Streptophyta; Magnoliopsida; Fagales; Juglandaceae
Product: bromodomain-containing protein 2
Exons: 9
Coding region: 223-2028 (601 amino acids)
Molecular function (GO): protein binding
Source: RefSeq, a predicted model, not a curated record
AUUUUGAGUUCUCAACCAGACACAAAAUUACCUCUCUCAUUGUCUCUCCCUCUCCCUCUCCCUCCUGAAUCUAGGGUGCCAAACACAAAAUCACCUCUCUCGACGAAACCCAUCUGCGUGACGGAGCCAGCCUUCUCGAGCCCCAUCUUUGCUCCACUCCACCACGCCGAAAGCCCCAAAAAAAUGUUCACAAGAAGAAAGUGACAGUUUGACACCUGGAAUAUGAAGCGGAAGCGCGGGCACAAGAAAGGAAAGCCAAAAGGGCCUCCUGUGGUGGUUAAGAAUGAGGCAUUUGUAAAUGCUGUGAGCGUAAAUACGGAAGAUAAUUCUGGUUUGGAUGGGUAUGGUAAUGGUACCAAAUAUGACUCUGGAAUGGAGGUUGAUACGCCUUCUUCAACCGGGACUGAUCAGCCACAUAAUGUUGCAAGUAUUAAGCCUGAUGGUUCAAUUGAUAAGGCAGUGGGAAAGUCAGUUGGACGUGUAAAGGUGAAGCUGAGGACAAGUAAGACGUUGGAAUCUCAACAUACUUCUUCUGAUGCACCCACGCAAAGUGAUACAGAUAAGAGCAGCCAGCAACUUGGUUUGGAAAGACAAGGCAUGGGUAUGGAGAAAAUGGAGGAUAGUGCAAACUCAUUGCCUAUUAGUGUUUUGGGAAAUCCAGCUAAAAGAGCUGGGAGUAUCAAGAUUAAGUCGUCAAAGGUCUUGGGCAAUUCAGGUGGUUAUCAGAAUAGUAGUGCUGUAGUGGCACAGGGUGAGAACCCACACCAGGAGGAACCAAAGGUACUUCAUCAGGAUACUCGAUAUAUUAAACAAGAACUAGACACUGCCUUGAUGGUGAUAAAGAAGGUAAUGAAAAUGGAUGCGGCCGAACCCUUCAAUGUCCCUGUGGAUCCUAUAGCUCUGGGAAUUCCUGAUUAUUUUGAUGUCAUAGAUACACCGAUGGAUUUUGGAACGAUAUGCAGCAAUCUUGAAAAUGGCAUCAAGUACAUGAGUUCGGAGGAUGUGUAUAAGGAUGUACAGUACAUUUGGGAAAACUGUAAUAGGUAUAACAAUAAGGGUGACUAUAUUUUGGACCUUAUGCGCCGGGUGAAGAAGAAUUUCAUGAAGUAUUGGACAGCUGCUGGUUUAUAUGGUGAACAACUGCGAGGAACCAAGGGGGUUGAAAGCAUCCAAGUGGAGGACGUUGCGCUGUCUAGUCUGGGAAAAGUUCCAGUGAAAGGUGGUCAAUCAAAGCAGAAGACAGGAAAACGUCAUGGAAGGCGCCAUAAAAGUGAUUGUUUAUGUGCAAUAUGUGUUCUAAAGCGCCGCAGGAAGGAGCGUGAGGAGAAUGCUCGACUUGCUAAAGGCCAUAUUGGAGCUACUGAUAAUAAUUAUGCUCACGAGACCAAGCAAGAGAAAUCUCUUAUUGUGGAAAGCCCUUGUGCUGAAGAUUCAUCAUCCAAUGCUGAAUCACUGGAUACAGAUGCAAAUGCGGAGGUAGAAGAGAAAGUAGAGGAAGUGAAAAUGGAGGUUAUGGAGAAGAAGCUUAACACUUCAGAGGAGAAGCAUGGGAAGGAGGAGGAAGAGGAGGAGGAAGAGGAAGAAGAAGAGGAGGAAGAAGAAGAGGAGGAAGAGGAGGAAGAGAAUGAGAUGGAGAUUCAAAAGAAAGAUGGGAAUGAAAUGCCAGAGCAGCCAAAGUUUGGUGAUAGAUCAGGGGAGGACCUCGAUAGACAACCUAAGCUAAGAAUUGUGGAGAAGUCUGGAGUUGGGGUCCUAAUUGAUACACAGAAAGAAGAUUCAUUAAUGAGACAUGAUGCCAAAAGUGCAGCGGUUCAGCAACAGAAGCAUAAGGAAUCACUAGAAAAGCACAAAAAGGUUGAAGCGUUAAAGAACUUCCAUCUUGAAAAUCCUGUUCUCUUGGACUUAUGUGGAAUUCUAUUCCCUGACAACCAGAAAUCUGUCUGGAGUGGACCCCAUUCGCUUAAUCAGCAUCAUCAUUCUGCACGUACUAGUACCAUCCGUGCAGCGAUUCAGACGUUCAUGAAGUAGUUAAUGCAUGUAUAUCUGUCCUAUCUAACUGUUGUAUCAGUCACUGGGAUCUGAGUGUGUGUGUUCGUAAAUGUUACCACACGGACUUGAGGACAAGGAACGAAAGGAACAGUCGCUGUUUUGAGGACAAGGAGCGAUCUCCGGAAGGCUUUAGGGAUUUUUUUUAUCACACUUUAGUGCUAUGGGCAUCCUCUAUUGUAAUGAAUGACACUUCUUUUAUUGAACUUUACGCUGCCCUUCGCAGCUCUUAGCCUGUAGCAAGGCUCUUUGUAUACCCCCUGUGUACUGGGGCCUUGCCCUUUUCUUAUUCUAAUAUAUCUCUUUUUACUUAUAAAAAAAAAAUGUUACCACACGGACUUGGCGUUCAGAGGAGAAUGAAAGUGCAGGAUUGCAUGAAAUUGAGUCUAAUGAAAAA